AUGUGUAAAGCACAGAUAUUGCGAUUAACAAUGCCAAUUUCACAAAAUCGAGAAAACGUGAUAAUCAAUAAUUUUCAACAACUAAUUGAUCAGAAAAACAAUGAUAUACAACAACUUCAAGAUAUAAAUAUUAAGAAUGAACAAAGAAUUGCUCAGAAAAACAAUGAUAUACAACAACUUCAAGAUAUUAAUAUUAAGAAUGAACAAAGAAUUGCUCAUUUAGAAAAUCAAAUUCAACGCUCACAAGGAACUUAUACGCUUUAUUUUGAAUCAUUUCUAACAAGCAAUGUGUUGGAAAGCACUUGGAUGUAUGCCCCCAUUAUAUUCAUUGUACCAAUGGCUAUAUACUUAUUUCGCGUACGUAAAUGA
This is a messenger RNA of Rotaria socialis, 369 nucleotides long. NCBI's taxonomy places the organism in Eukaryota, Metazoa, Rotifera, Eurotatoria, Philodinida, Philodinidae. The record is from the annotation of a GenBank genome assembly.